UGUCAUGCCUUUAAACUUCUGCGGUUAAAUGUUUAGAAUAAAUACGGCUAUAUAAUUAAAAAACUCAUCUGUGUACCCCAUAUGAACGAAUAUUCGGUGAAUUGAUAUGUCUGACGAUGUAAAUGGUAUUCAAACAUAUAAACAGACUAUUCCUGGAAAGGAGAUUGGAAUUUGAAUUGAGAUAAUUUCCUUGAAUUGCCAUGCGUUCAUUUCUGAGGUCAAAUGGUUCAAAGAAUACAAACAGCUCGAACGAGAAGGAAAUCUACAUGACUUGUGAACCCAUCAAGAAAGGAAGUUAAGUGUCUUACGGUUUAGGUUUUCCGAUAUAAAUAGCAUGUAAACAGAAGGUUGAUGCACUACGAAAAACUAUUCUUGGCUGUAACAUAAAAGCCUAUGAAGCAGUAAAGGUGGAAUGGUUAUAUUUACCUUCUGGGCGCUGUGUUGCUCUUUUUGUGUACCCUACUUAUCUCAAUAUGCCUGGACACUGUGAUUGGACAAAAAUACAGUAUCUACUGAACACAUUUUUCCAAGCUGAAUGAUGAAUCAGAUUUGUUACACAAGUUGAUAAAUGAACAUGGAGGAAGCUUCGAACUCUAUCCCAAGACGAAGUGAAAAAGAUACAGGAUGGGCAUGGAUUAUAUCACUUGGAGCGACAUUACACGUUUUUAUUCUUAUUGGUACAGCAAAAUCAUUUGGGUUAUUUUUUGUUGAAUUUCUAUGGUUCUACGACACCAACUCGUCAAUUUUGUCUGGAAUGCUGGCUGCACAAACGCUUACAGUAAGCUUGUCAUCAUUGUUUGUGUUAAACAUUGGUUCUAAACUUCUAGGAAAUAGGAAGUUGAUAAUAAUUGGAGGUUUUAUAUCUUUCUCGGGCUAUCUGCUGAGUGCUUUCUCUCCAAACAUUGGGGUGUUGGUGUUGUCACAAAGCGUACUAUAUGGUGUUGGAUGCGCAUGCACAACAGGACCAGUGUUUGUUGUACUGAACUACUACUUCGAGAAACAUCUAGGAUUUGCUAAUAGUUUUGCCUACGUGGGAGGGAGUGUUGGGAGUCUUGCAUGGCCUGUGAUUAUAAGGAAACUUUUAGAUAAUUAUGGUUUACAAGGAGCUUUGUUAGUUGUAUCUGGUCUUAUUUUAAACAAUAUAAUCGUUGGAGCUUUGAUGCGUCCUUUUUUAUCGGAACCUGUCGUUGAAAAACAGGAUGUCGAUUCUGAAAGUGAGGCUGACAUAAUAAUAACCAAAAGGAAUUGGUUAAAAGACGAAAUUUCCAUUUCACUCGAUAAUGUCCCAGGAUACUUUUCCAGACAAAAAUAUCAGGUUGAGGACCAAGAACCCUUUAUGGACCUAAUUGAUAAAAGAGUGGACAUUAAGAGAAGCCUUUCGUACAACUUCUUUUUGGAUAAAAAAGAAAAUGAAAAGACUAAAAUUAAAAUACCUGAGAAAUCAGACUAUUUGGUCGAGCGUUUUACGGGUAGCAACAUUAAUAUUGAUGGUAGUUUGGGAACACCUGAGACAUUUUGGACUACACACAUAUGUAGCUUGAGAUCUUUGCCACAACAUACACCAGAGGAAAGUUCUACUGAAAGUAAUAAAAACAAGUCUGAAUUUUGUUUCAAUCAAUAUAUCAUAGAUAUGACCGUUCUUCGGAAUCGUAAAUUACAGCUUUUUCUGUUUGUGUCAUUUUUUUCAUUUUGCGGAAGUGGCAUGAUUAUAACAUUCAUUCCACCUUUUGCCAGAGAUAAUGGUAUAUCUAAUGACAGAAUAACAAUUUUAAUUACAAUAAUUGGUGGGUGUGACCUUUUUGCACGAUUUACAUUAGCUUGGAUAACCGAUUCACAAAAAAUUAGACGUCACCAUAUAAUGGGAUUUUGUUUAGGAAUUACUGGUGUUGCUUCCAUGUUAAAUCCGUUGUAUACAAAUUUUACAGCUUUCAUAGGAUAUUCUGUUAUUUAUGGACUGUUUGGAAGCAUUUAUUUUUCUAUGUCAAUUCUAGUACUCAGGGACUGUGUAGGUGCUGAGAAUAUUUCAGCAGCUAUAUCUUUAAUGAUUACAAUUCAGGGUUUGUCAUCGAUAAUAAUUGCACCUUCAGUUGGUUUUAUCCGUGAUACAACCGGAUCAUAUGCAGGGUCGUUUUUUCUAAUGGGUUCCGGUCUGAUUCUUGGAUCUGUUGGUAUAUUCUGUCAGCCAUUAGUCAAUUAAAGACACAAAAUUACUGGAUCAAACAUGUAAUAAUGUUGUAAUAAUUUUACUUAUGUCUGGGACGGUAUAGAUAUAAAUAUCAGUGGUGUA
Mytilus californianus (California mussel) is the source of this 2287-nucleotide messenger RNA. RefSeq names its product monocarboxylate transporter 5-like. The coding region runs from base 569 to 2197 and encodes 542 amino acids. Gene Ontology annotation, biological process: transmembrane transport; monocarboxylic acid transport. The transcript is spliced from 7 exons. NCBI's taxonomy places the organism in Eukaryota, Metazoa, Mollusca, Bivalvia, Mytilida, Mytilidae. The record is from RefSeq and is a predicted model, not a curated record. Gene Ontology annotation, molecular function: monocarboxylic acid transmembrane transporter activity.